Molecule: messenger RNA, 6450 nt
Organism: Elaeis guineensis (African oil palm)
Lineage: Eukaryota; Viridiplantae; Streptophyta; Magnoliopsida; Arecales; Arecaceae
Source: RefSeq, a predicted model, not a curated record
CUCUCCGACCUCCUGCCCUCUUCUCUCGAAUGCGAACUCGCGACUCUCCUGCUCCUUCGACCCUCUUCGGUGUUCUUGUACCCUCUCUCCCCCGACGAAACCCUCGCCUUUUCUUCCUCCGUCUCUCCCAAGAAAGAAGCCCUAGAAGGGCGUAUCUUUCUUUGUUGCAGCUAUGCUUCCCUUCUCCCCCACCGUAUCCAACCAGAUUCGUCUCCUGCUGCAGAGCUUGAAUGAUUCCAACUUCGAUUCGAUCUUCCGUGAGCUCUGUCAGUUUGCAGAAUAUGGAAGUGAAGGUGGCAUUUUGUUGGUUCAAACUUGCUUAGACCAAGUGAAAUUCAAUGGUGAAGAGAUUCAGAACCUGCAGCUGAAACGGGAUCUUGUGUCUGCCAUUUUUAAGUUUUUGCUGGAUAGACCAAAUUUCAGCACAGUUUUUAGUGAAGCAUUGAAAGGAACAUCAAUGAGUGAAGGUUUUCUAAAAGAUCUUUCAAGCGCGUUAAAUCUUUCAGUAGCGGAGAAAGUUGGCAUUGGACUUGCUCUGUCUGACUCUGAAAUUCCAGAUUUGAAAAUUAGAGGGCAAAAUUUCUGCAUUGCUCAGAUUGAGGAACUAUGUGCGAAUCCUACUUCCAUUGUAUCUAAUGAGCGAAUUCAGGAUAUUGUUAUGUUUCUCUAUCAGUCUGAGGGUCUUUCGAAGCAUGUAGAUUGUUUUACCAAAAUCUUAUCUUUAUUACAACUCAAGGACAGCUCUUUCUUUCUACCAACCACAAUGCUUACAAAUGACAACUCUUGGAGGUAUUUGGAUCUGUUCUCUGGAUGCUCUGGCAAUGAUUUUGAGACUGUUUUGGCGGAGAUAGAGAAGGAAAUGAGCAUGGCUGAUGUUAUGACAGAAUUGGGCUAUGGUUGUACAAUUGACACUUCACAUUGCAAGGAGAUGCUCUCUCUUUUUCAGCCCCUCAAUGAUGUGACACUUUCUAAGCUACUUGGCACAAUUGCUUGUACUCAUACCGGUCUUGAAGAUGCCCAGAACACAUACGCAACAUUCUGCGCAGCUGUUGGUGGCAGCUUAGCAAGUGAUUCCUCAUUGUUGAAUUCAUGGAAUGUUGAUGUCCUUGUAGAUUCGAUUAAGCAACUUGCCCCAAAAACAAAUUGGACACGUGUCAUGGAAAACCUAGAUCAUGAGGGCUUUAAUGUUCCUGAUGAGAAAUCGUUUUACCUUCUAAUGUCUAUAUACACUAAAGCAUGCGAGGAUCCAUUUCCUCUCCAUGCUGUAUGUGGGUCUGUGUGGAAGAAUGCUGAAGGCCAAUUAUCUUUUUUAAAAUAUGCUGUGGCUGCACCACCUGAUGUAUUUACAUUUGCGCAUUGUUCAAGACAACUGACAUUUGCUGAUUCAGCAUAUCUGAUGAAAAAACAAGGAAAUCAGGCAUGGUUUUGUCUGGAUCUUUUGGAGGUUUUAUGUCAACUUGCUGAAAGAGGCCAUGCCAGCUCGGUUCGACUGAUGCUAGAACACCCUCUUACUCACUGUCCAGAGAUUUUACUUGUUGGAAUUGGUCACAUAAAUACCGCAUAUAAUCUUCUCCAGUAUGAAGUAUCUUCCACCAUAUUUCCUGUGAUAUUAAAAGAUUCUACAAAGAUUGGCACCAUUCAUCAUCUCUGGCGUGUUAAUCCGAAUCUAGUCCUUCGAGGAUUUGUAGAUACACAUAUUGAUCCCAAUAAUCUACUAAGAAUUGUGGACAUUUGUCAGGAACUGAAGAUUUUGUCACCAGUAUUGGAUGCAACUCCAUUUCCAUUCAGCAUUAAAUUGGCUGCAAUUGCUUCUCGGAAGGAGCAUAUAAAUCUUGAGAACUGGUUAAACGAGAAUUUAAGUACAUAUAAAGAUGCUUUCUGUGAGGAUUGCGUUAAGUUCUUAAAAGAAGUACUUGGUGAUGGGGCAAAUGAUGCUGCAGAUAGUUCUGUUCAACAACAACAUGCUGCUAUUUUGAAUGUUUACCAAGAAACGUGCUCUACAUUCUUCAAGGUUCUUCAAGCCCAUUCUGGGCAGCUUGUUUCUCACCAACUUUUUGAAGAAAUAAAGAGCCUGCAUGUUUCAUCUAACCCAAAGAUUCAAAAUGCCAUAACAGAUGCUGCAACUUCUGAUGGAAGCUCAGAAGCUAUAGAGGCAGAGGCAAACACUUACUUCCAUCAAAUGUUCUCAGGACAGCUGUCCAUUGAUGCAAUGGUUCAAAUGCUUGCACGCUUUAAAGAAUCAUCUGAUAAGAGGGAGCAGAUGAUAUUUGAUUGCAUGAUUGCAAAUUUAUUUGAAGAGUACAAGUUCUUCCCCAAGUAUCCAGAUAGGCAACUAAAAAUAGCUGCUGUGCUCUUUGGUUCUCUUAUAAAGCAUCAACUUGUGACUCAUCUCACACUUGGUAUUGCUUUGCGUGGAGUUCUUGAUGCAUUGCGUAAAUCUGUUGAUUCAAAGAUGUUUAUGUUUGGUACCAAGGCCUUGGAGCAGUUCAUGGAUCGUUUGGUAGAAUGGCCACAAUACUGCAACCAUAUAUUACAGAUAUCUCAUUUGCGUGGAACACAUGCUGAAUUGGUUUCUGUCAUUGAACGGGCACUUGCAAGAGUUUCGUCCAGUCAGUCAGAGUCAAAUGGUGGUAACUCUCUUUCUACUGAUCAGCAACAAGGUUCUGGGCCAGCUUCUGUUGAAAGCAUGGAGGCAUCUGAGGCAUCAUGGCAAUUGAUGGGAUCAGCCUCCACACAGUUGGGGCAGCAAUUUUCAUCUUUGCAGCUGCAACAGAGACAUCCAGGAUUUCUUGGUGACAGGCUUAAAGGCUCUACAACACCUGCUAAUUAUUCAAAACCCCUUUUAUCACAUACUUCACAGUCUGCAGUUGUUUCUGCACCUGUUGAUUCUGUUGCUAAUCAGAAGGCAACUGUUUCGCAAUCUUUGCAAACCACAAUUCCCCAUCAUUCCACUGGUGUGACAACUGCUGUUUCAUCGUCUCCUAGUUUUCUACGUGCUCGAAGUAUUACACCUGCAGGCAUGCUUCGGCAACCUUCUUACAGCACAGGAUUUGGGGCUGCCUUGAACAUUGAAACACUUGUUGCAGCAGCUGAAAGAAGAGACACUCCAAUAGAGGCUCCUGCACCAGAAGUUCAAGACAAAAUAUUAUUCAUGAUAAAUAACAUUUCAACUACAAAUAUGGAUGCUAAAGCAAAGGAAUUCAGUGAGGUUCUCAAAGAGCAGUACUUUCCCUGGUUUGCACAGUAUAUGGUCAUGAAAAGAGCAAGCAUUGAACCAAAUUUUCAUGACUUGUAUUUGAAGUUCUUGGACAAAGUUAACUCAAAACUACUUAAUAAGGAAAUCGUUAAAGCUACUUAUGAGAACUGCAAGGUGCUGCUGAGAUCGGAUCUUAUAAAAUCAAGUUCAGAAGAACGUUCCUUGCUUAAAAAUCUUGGUAGCUGGCUUGGGAAGUUCACAAUUGGUAGGAAUCAAGCAUUACGAGCCAAAGAAAUAGAUCCAAAAGUUCUAAUAAUAGAGGCAUAUGAGAAGGGAUUGAUGAUUGCGGUGAUUCCAUUUACCUCUAAGAUUCUGGAACCAUGCCAGUCCAGUUUAGCAUAUCAACCUCCAAAUCCAUGGACUAUGGGCAUCCUUAGUUUACUUGCUGAGAUAUAUAACCUGCCAAACCUCAAAAUGAACUUAAAAUUUGACAUUGAGGUUUUAUUUAAGAACCUGGGUGUGGACAUGAAAGAAGUUAAACCAACUGCACUUCUUAAAGAUAGGAUUCGUGAAGUGGAGGGGAAUCCAGAUUUUUCAAACAAGGAUGUGACUGCAUCACAGCCACCAGUCAUUGCUGAAGCUAAUGCAGGAAUUAUGCAAACAUUGAAUCAUGUCGAGAUUCAACCUGAUGUCAACAGUGCAUCUCAUCCAGCAAGCCAUCCAAAUGUACUGGCUCAGUAUACUUCUCCUGUCCAUCUUGCUUCAAAUGCCAUAGGGGAGGAUGACAAAGUUGCAGGUCUAAUAGUACCUGAACGUGUUCCAUCCGGUCAGGGACUCAGUCAAGUUACACCAUCACCAUUUUCCCUUAGUCAGCUUCUGACAAUAAUUCCAAAUUCUGAUUCUUAUAUUAAUAUCAAUCCCAAGCUUAGUUCCAUGGGUUCACAAUUGCAAUUCCACAGAAUUAUUCAAGUCGCUAUGGAUAGGGCCAUCAGAGAAAUUGUGUCUCCUGUCAUUCAGCGCAGUGUUACAAUAGCUAGUCGGACAACUAAAGAACUUGUUUUAAAGGACUAUGCUAUGGAGUCAGAUGAUGGUAUUAUAUCUCGGGCAGCACAUUUAAUGGUUGGCACUUUGGCUGGAAGUUUAGCUCAUGUCACUUGCAAGGAACCUCUUCGUGUAGCUCUAUCAAGUCACCUUCGAAGUCUACUUCAGGCCAUAAAUAUUACUAGCGAACGUACAGAGCAGAUUGUUCAGAUUCUUACAACGGAUCAUCUAGAUCUUGGCUGUGCAGUGAUUGAAAAUGUUGCAUCAGAGAAGGCUGUGGAGUUGAUUGAUGGUGAGAUAGCUCCCUCAUUUGCUGCACUAAGAAAGCAGAGGGAGGCAGCUGGGUCUGCUUACUAUGAUGCUGGUACCUAUGCUCAAGGUCCAUUUGCACGUCUGCCAGAGGCACUUCGACCCAAACCUGGUCGACUAUCCCUUGCCCAACAGCGAGUCUAUGAUGACUUUAUCAAGAAUAUAUGGCAAAAUCAAUCUGGUCAAAAUUCCAGUGUUGUGCCUUCUGGUCCACCUGGUAUGGCUGGUAGCUCAAGUUACUGUAAGAGUCAUCCAAAAAGAUGCAGAAGAAAAGAAGCUGUCUUUCAACCCCAGGCCAUACUUCAGGUUGUUUGUUAACUGGCUUUUGGACCUUGCUUCUCCAGACCCUGUCCUUGACAGUGCCAACUUUCAGGUGUUGGCAUCUUUUGCAAAUGCUUUCCAUGCUUUGCAGCCCUUGAAGGUUCCUGGUUGGAGCUUUGCAUGGCUUGAGUUGGUGAGUCAUAGAAGCUUCAUGCCAAAAUUGCUGACGUGCAACUCUCCUAAGGGUUGGCCAUUUUUCCAGCGUUUGCUUGUUGACUUGUUCAAAUUUAUGGAGCCCUACCUGAGAAAUGCCGAGUUAGGAGAGCCGGUUCAUUUUCUGUACAAAGGCACUUUACGGGUGCUGCUUGUACUGCUUCAUGAUUUUCCUGAGUUCCUAUGUGACUAUCACUUCAGUUUCUGUGAUGUGAUCCCUCCCAGUUGCAUUCAAAUGCGGAAUGUUAUUCUCAGUGCAUUCCCUCGCAAUAUGAGGCUUCCUGAUCCUUCCACUCCCAACUUAAAGAUCGAUCUGCUAGCUGAAAUUAGCCAAUCCCCACGUAUUCUAUCUGAUGUUGAUGGUGCUCUAAAAGCUAAGCAGAUUAAGGCUGAGAUUGAUGAGUAUCUCAAGACAAGACCAGAAGGAUCUCCCUUUUUGACCGAAUUGAAGCAAAGAUUGCUGCUUCCCCAAAGUGAGGCGAACCUGGCAGGGACCCGUUACAAUGUGCCGUUGAUCAACUCACUUGUGCUUUAUGUUGGCAUGCAGGCCAUACAACAACUGCAGAGCAAGUCCACUUCGCAGCAUGCACCUGCACAGCAGAUGACCCAUGGCCCUCCUAUGGAUAUUUUUCUAGUUGGAGCGGCUAUGGAUAUAUUCCAGAGCCUAAUAAAGAACUUGGAUACGGAAGGCCGCUACCUCUUUCUUAAUGCGGUUGCCAACCAAUUGCGCUAUCCAAACAACCAUACACAUUACUUCUCAUUUGUCCUUCUGUACUUAUUUGCAGAGGCAAGCCAGGACAUUAUCCAGGAGCAGAUAACACGGGUGCUGUUAGAGCGCUUGAUAGUUAACCGCCCUCAUCCAUGGGGUCUUCUUAUCACUUUCAUUGAGCUAAUCAAGAAUCCACGGUACAACUUCUGGAACCGGUCGUUCACACGGUGCGCGCCAGAGAUUGAAAAGCUUUUUGAAUCAGUUUCAAGAUCUUGUGGUGGUCCGAAAGCUGUGGACGAUGGUUUAGUCUCGAGUGGCAUUCCCGAUGGCAACCACUGAACGACCACAGACAAGUAUAAACCACGUUUACAUGAUUGCAAAUAAAAUAUCUAUUCUUUCUUAGGACAGCAUAUAGCUUUGAUGAUGAUUAUUUGUACAUUAGAUGAAUUAAAUGACUCGCUUCUGGUGCUGGUGUCAUUUUACAGUUAUCUAUCAAUUUGUGCAGCCUGUCUUGAGGUUGUGGGGAUGUCGUGAUGUUUUCCUAAAUCAACUCCGAAGUGGCAGUACAUUGAAGUCAAGUGAGGUGCAUGAUGUGUAAUAUGACUGGCUCGAGAGAAAAAAUGAAGAGAGGGGGGGGGGAGGGAGGUGUUCACAAAUUUUUAAUGAUUCGUUGUCGAUAAAAACGAGUUAAUAUUAUGUCAGAAGCUUUCCAGAUACUGUU